UUUAGGAUGCAGACAUCAUAAAUCAUCUAAAAACAUUAAAAUUUUUGGUGAAAAAAUGAACUGUUGCGCUAUAAAGUUGGCAAAUAGAACGGAGGAACGUGCAAUUUCCCAUAAGGACGAACACCGCUGCCUUCUGCUUUUAUUGGAAAACGACGAUAAUCACAGGCCAUCUUCAUCUAAUGAAGACCUCUGCGAUCAACAAUCCGAACAACCUUGCUUAUCAGUAUUAAACAUAAUGUUACCGAAAAAUGUUAAAUCUUUCAACACCGGUAGUUCGACACAGCGAUGGGCAAACAAGCGACCAAGACUCAAAUCCGCGAAACUGAUACAAGAGAAAGAGCCCAAGCUGGUCGAUAUGGAGUCUAUUAACGUCCCAAUUUUAAUUGAAGAACUCGAUAAUGAUAUUAAAGAAGAAGUUCCCGAAGAAAUCGACCCGGAUAUACAAAAGCUCCUGGAGGAAACUCACGUUCAGGACGGUCACGAAUGUAGAAUGAGCUGCGACGAUACCAGCGAAAGGGCGCACAAGUUAAAACGGAAACAUCGAAAAAAGUCGAAAAAGGAUAAAGAGAAAAAGAGUAAACAUAAAGUAAAAAAAACCGUGUCGUUCUCACUUUCCAAACCACCAACUCCACAAACAGAGCAAAUAAUUAGAGUCGACGUCGUUUCAAAUUAUUCCGUCGAAUUCGAAACUUGCGAAAGUAAUCGUUCAGAUUGCGUUCCAUCUACGCCCGAAAAACUGUCCGACGAAAAACAUUAUCACGAUACAAGCGCGCAAUUUAUGUACCAGUUAUAUUGUGCCCAAAAAUUAAACGAGACGAAAAAUUUCUAUCUCGAAAGUAAAAAGGCUGUUCUUUUUCCGAGACUUAAUGAGAAAUGAGUAUACGAAAAUUUAAUUGUUACAUUUGUAUGCUUGCUAGAGUUUAUUGCGUUAAAAAGAAGUUUGUUGCAAAAAA
Photinus pyralis (common eastern firefly) is the source of this 953-nucleotide messenger RNA. RefSeq lists its product as uncharacterized. The coding region runs from base 56 to 877 and encodes 273 amino acids. The transcript is spliced from 3 exons. The record is from RefSeq and is a predicted model, not a curated record. NCBI's taxonomy places the organism in Eukaryota, Metazoa, Arthropoda, Insecta, Coleoptera, Lampyridae.